CGAUAACUUUUUACACAAGCACACACACACAGAGAGACACACACGCACACAUAUAGACAACCCUGGCAGUGGUCGCUGUAGGAGAAAGAUAACCAGCAAUUAAUAUAAUAAAUGCCAAAUUGAUUCUCCCCACGCAGUCCGUAGUGGUUGCAGCUACAGUCACACCGCUAUUAGUUAACACAUUAUAUUGCUAGUUUGUGGCCUAAUCUCAAGAUUAGAUUUCGUUUCCCACUACAGAGGAGAGAACAUUAAGUUUUGGUCACAAAUGAACUCAAUUCUGAUAACCGGCUGCAAUAGAGGCUUGGGCCUGGGCCUAGUUAAGGCUUUGAACGCUUUGCCACAGCCACCGCAGCAUUUAUUUACCACAUGUCGCAAUCGGGAGCAGGCAACGGAGCUGCAAGAUCUGGCGAAAAAAUAUUCCAACAUACAUAUUCUCGAAAUAGAUCUCAGGAACUUUGAUGCCUAUGACAAACUGAUUGCCGACAUUGAAGCGAUUACCAAGGACAAAGGAUUAAAUGUGCUCUUUAAUAAUGCUGGCGUGUCACCGAAAUCGGUACGCAUUGGCGCCACCAAGCAUCAGGAUUUGUUGGAUACCCUGCAGACAAACACUGUGGUGCCUAUUAUGAUGGCCAAAGCCUGUUUGCCCCUGUUGAAGAAGGCCUCGACGGCCAACGAGGAUCAGCCAAUGGGCGUGGGACGGGCAGCCAUUAUCAAUAUGAGCUCCAUUCUGGGUUCCAUACAAUCGAACGUCCAGGGUGCCAUGUAUGGCUAUCGUACUUCGAAAGCGGCAUUGAAUGCUGCAACCAAAUCGUUAAGCAUCGAUCUGCAGGCCCAGAAAAUAAUGUGCAUUAGCCUGCAUCCUGGCUGGGUGCGCACCGACAUGGGUGGCAGCAGUGCCCCAUUGGAUGUGACCACCAGCACCGAGCAGAUGGUGCAGACCCUCAUCCAAAUGGGCGAGAAGCACAAUGGUGGAUUCUAUCAAUAUGAUGGCGAACAAUUGCCGUGGUGAAAUCGUUGUAGUCAAUAACCAUUUUGUUGUUUGUUGAUUAAUAAUAAUGAUAAUAAUAAUAAUAA
Drosophila willistoni is the source of this 1074-nucleotide messenger RNA. RefSeq names its product C-factor (gene sni). The transcript has 3 exons. The record is from RefSeq and is a predicted model, not a curated record. NCBI's taxonomy places the organism in Eukaryota, Metazoa, Arthropoda, Insecta, Diptera, Drosophilidae. Bases 266 to 1009 code for a protein of 247 amino acids.